GAGGCGGCCGUGGGCAUCGACGCGAGGGCCAAGUGCGAGGAGUACUUCGCCGCCUCCUCCGAGUUCUGCCAGCCGCACCUGGUGCCCGACACUAUCGACGCGCUGCAGGCGAAGCUGCUGGAGAUGCUCGACCACCCGAUGCAGAACGACUGCCCGACGAACGACGGGGGCUACAUGGUGGCGGCCGUGAAGGACGCGCUGCCGUUUGCCGCGGGGAUCGGGAGGUCGGCGGCCAUCGCUUCGGGCAUGGUGGCCAAGAACAUGCGGGGCGCCACGCUGCAGGCGGCGAUGCAGCACUUCACGUGCAUCAGUCCUGGCGCGAUGCGGCAGCUCAAGGUGAAACAACUCAUCCCGCCUCUGCGCGAGGCGGGGCCGCUGGGGCGCCGGGCGCUGCUGCUGGCUCCGGCGCACGAGGGCCCCGCGCGCCCCCUGUCGGGGCGGGCGAGCCCGCGGGCCCUGACCAAGACGGGGACGUCCGACCAGUCGAUCGACCUUGACUUCCCGCCCUGGCUCGGGCCGCUGGUGGGGGCGCGCGCGAGGGGUCGGCGGCCCAGCGAGCCGCUCUUCUCGACGCCGGCGGCCCAGGUAGUCGCCGCGUCCCGUCGCCUGGGCGAGGGGCUCGGGCUGCGCGGGCUCAUGCCUCAUCGGCUCCGGCACGGGGGCGCCAGCGACGACGCGCCGUCGAAGCGCCAGACGCUGGCCGAGGUGAAGGCGCGCGGGCGCCGGGCGCAGGGCCAGUCGGUCCGCCGCUGCGUCAAGCCGGGCAUGGUGCACCAGCUCCCGGGCGCGCUGACGCCG
Molecule: messenger RNA, 798 nt
Organism: Prorocentrum cordatum
Lineage: Eukaryota; Dinophyceae; Prorocentrales; Prorocentraceae
Source: the annotation of a GenBank genome assembly